AUGGCGAGCACAUCAACUUUGACAUUAAAACAGAACCGGCGAAAGCGACCGUCAUUCAGCCCAGUUAAGUCUAGGCAUUCAUCCCUCCCACCUCGCGCCAGGUCCGAGUCCCCAACCGCGAAAACUGAGGAAUCUGCAAUCAACUCAGCGUAUUGCAGUGACUCAUCCGCACUCGACUUUAACGAGUUUUCACUGCUUGAGGAUGAUGGAUCGACACCAUCAUUAGGGGACAGAUGUCAUGACUUGCUUUUUGAAUACUUACGAGAGCAUUUCGGGGUGGAAGACAUGUGGGUUAUGCAGCCAUUCAUAUUCCUUCGUUGCUCUGACCGGCCGGAUCCCGCCCAACGCCCUUUUACCAUAUCGGGCUGCUUAGCCUUCUGGCUGGGAAUGGAUGACCCGCUGCCCACUCUCACUCCUGGUUCUUCUGGAGGGGAGACGGAAAUAGACAAGUUCGUUCACGUGGACCAAAAUCUGGUUCAGGACUUGAAACCGUAUAGGAUGCCAAACCCAGAAACGCUCCUUAUGGUUCUUAUACAACAUUUCCCGGAAGCCGCAGCCAUCUCCUUCAUCUUCAAUGCCAUUGUGGUUGAAUUCGACGAGAUCGAUGAGGAUGCGUGGAGAGAGAGAGUCGGGUCCCUACCGUGUUCCUUCGCGAAUCUCGCGUUAGAACUGACCUACUCGAAUGGAUUGCUCGCUAAUACCGAGUGGAAACGGCUUAUAGCCCCUAAGCCAGCAGAUCUGAAAACCUUUGUUUCAGACGACUCCGACUAUAUUGCUGCUACGGGGUCCUUCAAUCCUAGAGCGAUGAUUUGUUCUGAUCAAGAGGAUACCGUCUCGGCUGGGGUCUUGGUGGAGAAGGGUUCUGAGUAG
This is a messenger RNA of Penicillium verrucosum, 870 nucleotides long. RefSeq lists its product as uncharacterized. The coding region runs from base 1 to 870 and encodes 289 amino acids. The transcript has a single exon. Lineage: Eukaryota; Fungi; Ascomycota; Eurotiomycetes; Eurotiales; Aspergillaceae. The record is from RefSeq and is a predicted model, not a curated record.